AUGUACACCGUAACACUGGAGACAGUUCUGGCGAUUGCGACCCUUCCAACUCAUGAGGAGCUUUUGGAUGCCAACCUGCUCUGUGAGUUUCAUGAGGAGCUGGGUCACGCUGUAUUUGUCUCUCACCAGUGGGUAAGCUAUCAUCAUCCUGACCCACAUUUUCAGCAGUUCAGAAUUCUGCAAAAGAUGCUGAGUGGCCUGCUGUCCGGAGCCUGCAAGGUGGUUGGUCCAAUCCCAAAUGAGAUAUAUUGGGGGCGCAUGAAGGUACCAACUGUGGCUACCUUCAGAAGCAAGCAGCUUUAUGUUUGGUAUGACUAUAUGAGUGUUCCGCAGGGGAGCGAUCCAGAAUGUGUAGCAAGAAGGCAUGCUGCCAUUCGCAGCAUCCAUACAUACGUCGCGGGAUCCUUUUUCUUCUUCAUCUUGUGCCCGCCGGUGCCGCAUGCAGAAGAAGACGUCCGUCUGACUAGCCAGACGUGGAGCCAGCGUGGCUGGUGCCGCUUGGAAAGAAUGGCACGGGCUUUGGGACGUGCUGACGGCUUCAUGAUCUGCGUUGAAGAUGCAACUACCCCGAAGCUUGUGGGAACGGUCCCGCUAGCCCUGCACAAGGCUCCUGGCAGGGGAGACUUCACUAUACCAGAAGACAAGGAGUGGAUUGCCCUUGUGCUGGUUCGAAUGAUACAAAGAAAGUUGAAGUAUUUCCUGGAGUGUAAGGACCUUCACAACUACAGAUUUUUGCUGAACGUUCAACAUCAUUACCUUGAUGGUCUUAGCCUGCAAUGCAUAGAGGGAUUGCUUCCCGCUGCUCGGGCCCAGAUUGAUCCUCUCACAAAUCCUAUUGAGUUUACCACCGCCAAGUUCUUGCAUGAGACUGCCUUCACGCAUGUUUCACAGGUGGAUGCGGCAGGGUGGUCACCGUUGUGCUAUGCAGUAGUCAGGGGUGAUGUUGAAGUAGUGCAGGCACUUUUGAGCAGCAGGGCUCACUGCCAAGAUGUGGUGAAGAAAGCGUCUGUGGACAAGUUUAUUGCCCCGAAGCUUCCAGUGUUGUCUUUGGCUGCCGCAUACCACAGCAACGACGUCAUGAAGCUGCUCUUGUCAUACCGUGCAAACAUCAAUGCCCGUGACGGCUUUCGUGCUUGCGCUCUAAGCCCUGCUGGUCUGUCUGACAAUGCAGCUGGUGCCCGCAUCCUCCUUGAGGCCAAAAUAGACCUUAACAUCCAUCCACUGCCUGGAAUACAUCCAUUUGCAGCAGCGGCGGCAUGCAACUCUCUAGCAUACAUGCAGGAAAUUCAGACGCAUGCACAGCUGGACCUCAGCAGCUGUGGCAACAGCUGGAGUUUGAAAUUCUGCCUGCCAUUUGCGCUGAUAGCUGGGUGGCCGGAUGACAAGGUCAUCUCAUAUCUGAUCGUGGCGAGAGCGGAUGUCAACCAGCAGCUCAGUUUGACAAUGAAGGAACCACUUUGGUGGCUAUUCUUCAAUGGGCACCGCGCGCGACACUUCGUUAGCCCCUCCCUUCUGACUCGCCUUUGUUAUCAUCACAAGUCCGCCACCCCGUUGAUGCUUAGCAUUCUGGCCGGCAGGCCUGAAGUUGUAUCUGUCCUGCUGCAGGCAGGUGCGCGAUUGGAUCUCAAGAAUUCAAGAGGCAGAACGGUCGCUGAUUUUCUUGAUGACAUAAGUGUUCCCGAGUGCCUUGCAUCAGUGCUUGUCAGCUGCGCACAGGACUGUGCAGACAGUGACUCGAACGAUUGCUUUUCCGUCUGA
Messenger RNA from Symbiodinium pilosum, 1758 nucleotides. The record is from the annotation of a GenBank genome assembly. Lineage: Eukaryota; Dinophyceae; Suessiales; Symbiodiniaceae.